AUGCUGCCCAAGUUCGACCCCAACGAGAUUAAAGUUGAGUACUUGAGGUGCACUGGAGGUUUAGUUGGUGCCACAUCCACCUUGGUCCCCAAGAUUGGUCCCCUGGGUCUGUCUCUAAAGAAAGUUGUUGAUAACAUUGUCAAGGUGACCAGUGACUGGAAAGGCCUGAGGAUCACAGUGAAACUGACUAGACAAAGCAGACAGGCCCAGACUGAGGUGGUGCCCUUGAUCACUAAAGUCCCCAAGGAGCCACCAAGAGACAGAAAGAAGCAGAAGAACAUUAAACACAGUGGAAAUAUCACUUUCAAUGAGAUUGUCAGCAUUGCCCCGCAGAUGCGACACCGGUCUUUAGCCAGAGAACUUUCUGGAACUAUUAAAGAGAUCCCGGGUACUGCAGUCUGUGGGCCUCCACCCUCAUGA
This is a messenger RNA of Mesocricetus auratus (golden hamster), 420 nucleotides long. RefSeq names its product 60S ribosomal protein L12-like. The record is from RefSeq and is a predicted model, not a curated record. NCBI's taxonomy places the organism in Eukaryota, Metazoa, Chordata, Mammalia, Rodentia, Cricetidae. The transcript has a single exon. Bases 1 to 420 code for a protein of 139 amino acids. Gene Ontology annotation, cellular component: cytosolic large ribosomal subunit; ribosome. Gene Ontology annotation, molecular function: structural constituent of ribosome; large ribosomal subunit rRNA binding. Gene Ontology annotation, biological process: translation.